CGCCCAGCGGCACCGCCAGCGCCGCUCCCGCCCCGCGCCGCGGGCCGGGCCGCCGCCAGAGGGGCUGCGCUGGCAGCCAUGCCCGCCUCCGAGGCCGUGCCGCAGCCGUCCUCCAGCAAGAGGCAGAAGUGCUCGGGGCCCGGCGAGCACAGCACUCGGCUCCGCUUCACCAAGCUGUCCGAGAAUGCCUUCACACCCUCCAGGGGCUCCGCGCGGGCUGCGGGCUACGAUCUGUACAGUGCCUAUGACUGUGUGAUACCACCCAUGGAAAAGGCUGUAGUGAAAACAGACAUUCAAAUAGCACUUCCUUCUGGGUGCUAUGGCCGAGUAGCACCACGUUCUGGUUUAGCUGCAAAGCACUUCAUAGAUGUUGGUGCUGGUGUUAUUGAUGAGGAUUACAGGGGAAAUGUUGGUGUAGUACUCUUCAACUUUGGCAAGGAGACUUUUGAAGUUAAAAAAGGCGAUAGAAUUGCCCAGCUCAUCUGUGAACGCAUUUAUUAUCCUGAGCUAGAAGAAGUCGAAGCUCUGGAUGAUACGGAUCGUGGUGAAGGUGGCUUUGGUUCUACUGGGAAGAACUGAGAAUUACUUGAAUACGCUUUAUAUUUUUUUUUGUGUUACACUGUUUCUAAAUUUUCAUUUGAAUUAGAAGUGGCAUUUUAGGACUGCAUAAAAACAUUUCUAGUUUUAUUGCAGCUUUUCUGUAUCCUCCUGUCUAUUUUUACAGGCAGUGAAUUUGCAUAAUGGGGAAAUGUGCAUGACUGGCUUGGCUGAGCAGUUGAUGUUUGAUCCUCAACAAUAAGAACAUGUUGUUUAUGUUUUGAUUAUACUCUAAUAAAUUAAGAAAUAAGUUCAUGA
Molecule: messenger RNA, 855 nt
Organism: Myiozetetes cayanensis
Lineage: Eukaryota; Metazoa; Chordata; Aves; Passeriformes; Tyrannidae
Gene: DUT
Product: deoxyuridine triphosphatase
Exons: 7
Coding region: 79-579 (166 amino acids)
Biological process (GO): dUMP biosynthetic process; dUTP catabolic process
Molecular function (GO): magnesium ion binding; dUTP diphosphatase activity
Source: RefSeq, a predicted model, not a curated record